Messenger RNA from Magallana angulata, 743 nucleotides. RefSeq names its product transcription elongation factor SPT4-like. The transcript has 4 exons. Lineage: Eukaryota; Metazoa; Mollusca; Bivalvia; Ostreida; Ostreidae. Gene Ontology annotation, biological process: mRNA processing; chromatin organization; positive regulation of DNA-templated transcription, elongation. Gene Ontology annotation, molecular function: zinc ion binding; RNA polymerase II complex binding. Gene Ontology annotation, cellular component: DSIF complex; nucleus. The record is from RefSeq and is a predicted model, not a curated record. Bases 99 to 452 code for a protein of 117 amino acids.
UUACAAUAGAUAGCGGAAUAAUUUACGAAUGAACUAAUAAGUGAAAAACUUGGGAUCCAUUCUUUCAUACCAAGUAGUAAGCACGAUAUUGACGAAAUAUGUCACUUGAAACGGUUCCUAAAGACCAGAGAAAUUUAAGGGCUUGUCUUUUAUGUUCUUUGGUUAAGACACUAGAGCAAUUUGAGUAUGAUGGCUGUGAUAAUUGUGAGGAAUAUCUCCGAUUAAAGAACAACAGGGAACGCGUCUACGACUGCACCAGCUCCAACUUCGAUGGAUUAAUUGCUUUAAUGGGUCCAGAGGACAGCUGGGUGGCCAAGUGGCAGCGAAUUGGUAGAUUUGUUAAGGGGUGCUAUGCCAUAUCUGUGACUGGUCGACUCCACCCCAGCACCGUCAGGGACCUCAAAAGUAAAGGCGUGUAUUACCGGUCAAGAGACACCAGUCUGAAGACAUGAAGGAAACAUUGCUUGUAUGUGACUGUGUGGAUAGUUGUGGACAAGGGUGGAAUGAUUCCUGUCAUAGCGAGAGACUGAAUGUAUCUCUGAUUUAGAUGGGAAAUUUACCAGAAUCUGAAAGAAGUGGGGCGAUUUAUUUUUUAUGACAUUAAAACAUAUGGCUGUGUAUGUGCACAUUAGACAAAAAAUGCUACUACAUGUAUGUUUCUACUUACAUUCUUCAUUUUUUUCAUUUUUAUGCUAUGUGUAAGUUGAGUAUUUAUGAGAAAAUAAAUCAAUGGAUUUGGAUAA